Messenger RNA from Pangasianodon hypophthalmus (striped catfish), 3583 nucleotides. It is a transcript of the gene acox1, whose product is annotated as acyl-CoA oxidase 1, palmitoyl. The transcript is spliced from 14 exons. NCBI's taxonomy places the organism in Eukaryota, Metazoa, Chordata, Actinopteri, Siluriformes, Pangasiidae. Gene Ontology annotation, biological process: fatty acid beta-oxidation using acyl-CoA oxidase; lipid homeostasis; very long-chain fatty acid metabolic process. Gene Ontology annotation, molecular function: fatty acid binding; FAD binding. Bases 146 to 2128 code for a protein of 660 amino acids. The record is from RefSeq and is a predicted model, not a curated record. Gene Ontology annotation, cellular component: peroxisome.
CGCACUUCGCCCCUAAUGCGGAAGCGAAGUUCACCUCCACUAGGCCGGAGUUGAAACAUUACACAAUACGUCAUUCACAAAUACCGUUCAGUUGUGUGAGCGUCGUGUGUGUUUUUAUCAGGAGAAGAGCAACAGAUUUUCAGCAAUGAAUCCUGACCUUCGCCGAGAAAGAGAAAAUGCUACCUUCGAGUCGGAAAUUCUUACAAACUUCCUGGACGGAGGUGUAGAGAAGACCCGCAGGAGAAGAGAAAUAGAAUCUCUGGUCAUUAAUGACCCUGACUUCCAGCAUGAAGACCUGAACUUCCUGUCCCGCAGUGAGCGCUAUGACGCGGCCGUGAAGAAGAGUGUCCUGAUGUUUUCGAAGCUCAGGGAUUAUGGCAUUUCUGAUCCUGAGGAGAUAUACUCCUAUAAGAGAUGUGUACACAACGGACGCUCGAAUCCUCUGGACCUGCACCUGGGGAUGUUUCUGCCCACGCUGCUAAACCAGGCCUCGCCGAAUCAGCUAGACACCCUCUUCACACCCGCAUGGAACCUGGAGAUUAUCGGCACCUAUGCCCAGACAGAGCUCGGGCACGGAACGCACAUCCGUGGACUCGAGACCACAGCAACCUAUGACCCCUCCACGCAGGAGUUUGUCCUGAACAGCCCGACGGUCACUUCCAUCAAGUGGUGGCCAGGAGGAUUGGGUAAGACGUCCAAUCACGCCAUUGUGUUGGCCCAGCUUUACACACAGGGCAAGUGUCACGGCCUCCACGCCUUCAUCGUCCCUAUCCGGUGUAUGAAAACCCACCAGCCUCUGCCAGGCGUGGUUGUAGGCGACAUUGGCCCCAAAUUCGGCUUUCACGAGGUGGAUAACGGAUUUCUGAAGCUGGACAACAUUCGGAUUCCACGUGAGAAUAUGCUGAUGAAGUACGCCAAGGUCCAACCUGACGGCAUGUACGUGAAGCCCCCCAGUGAUAAGCUGACAUACGGCACCAUGGUGUUUAUCCGCGCCAUGAUUGUAGGAGAGUCGGCCAUGGCUCUGUCCAAAUCCUGCACCAUCGCGAUCCGCUACAGCGCCGUCCGUCAUCAGUCUGAACUACGAGCUGGAGAGCCUGAGCCGCAGAUCUUGGAUUACCAAGCUCAGCAGUAUAAGCUCUUCCCGCUGUUAGCCACGGCCUACGCCUUCACCUUUGUGGGCCAGUACAUGAAGAACACAUAUAAUCGCAUCACUGGAGACAUCAACCAGGGAGACUUUAGCCAGCUGCCUGAGCUCCACGCUCUAGCUGCAGGUUUGAAAGCGUUCACUACCUGGAGUGUGAAUGCAGGGAUUGAAGUGUGUCGGAUGGCAUGCGGAGGUCACGGUUACUCUCAAAGCAGCGGCCUGCCGGACAUCUACGUCACCUUUACAGCCACGUGCACCUACGAGGGCGAGAACACCGUCAUGAUGCUGCAGACGGCCCGGUACCUGGUGAAGAGCUACAGACAAGUGCGUGAUGGAAAGCAGCUCAGUGGUACUGUCUCAUAUUUGAAUGAAUCUCACCAGCGUUUUCAGCCUCAACCCACUGGCUCCAGACCCACAGUCAUCAACAUCAACGACCUGCAGAGCCUCGUGGAGGCCUACAAACUCCGUGCUGCCAACCUGGUGGAAACGGCGGCGAAGAGCCUGCAGACAGAGCUCCAGCGCAGCAAGAGCCAGGAGGACGCCUGGAACAACAGCUCCUUAGAGCUCGUCCGAGCCUCUGAUGCCCACUGUCACUACGUAGUGGUGAAGCUGUUUGCUGCCAAGCUGAGUGAGAUCAGUAACACAGCCGUGUACUCCGUCCUCAGCACUCUCGCUCUGCUCUAUGCCCUGCACGGUGUUGCCAGCAACUCUGGAGACUUUUUGCAGGCUGGUCUACUGACCGUUCCUCAGCUGUCUCAGAUCACUCAGAGGAUAAAGGCCCUGAUGGCUGAGAUCCGUCCGAACGCUGUGGCUCUGGUGGACGCCUUUGACUACCGUGACGAGAUGCUGAACUCGGCGCUAGGCCGCUAUGACGGGAAUGUCUACGAGAGCAUGUUCGAGUGGGCCAAGAGAUCUCCACUCAACCGUACAGAGGUCCAUGAAUCAUACUACAAGUACAUGAAACCUCUGCAGUCCAAACUGUGAGCGUGAAGCUAGGACUUCUCUUCAACUAACAUAUAAGGGCACUAAUUGCUAGAUGGAGAAUAAUCUCUCAAUCACGUGUAAUUGAUCUGACAGAGCCUCUGCAGUUACAGCCCAUAUAAAUCAGUGCUGCUCUUGGACCAGUUUCUCUUUUUUUUUUUUUUUUUUUUUUGGUUAAUGCUGUAAUCUAAAGUGACUUACAAGUGAGGAAGUUUGUCAUGGCUCUAUGGCAUUCCUGGGAUGUAAAUUCAGAACCAUCCCGUCACUACAGUAGAAACGUAACCCGUGAGCUCCUACUGCCAUCUUUUGUCUUUUACAUUUUAAGUUAAUAUGCUAAUGUAGACAGGGCUGCUGAUCCCAGGUCAGAACGUGAUAAAUAUGGGUCUGGAUAGAUACACUGUACAUGGUCCACAGUGGAACAGAAACACUGCAUAGGAGACACUGGUAAUUUCUUUGAUUGACUUUGUGCUUUGAAUUUUAACCACUGUUUAGAUGUCCAGAUUUGUGUACUAUAUUGUAAGUUACAUGUAUGGUUGGAAUCAAUUUUUUUAUAAUUGCACAUCAUCUCAUUUUGGCUUAUUUUGGGAAAAAAAGGUGAUAUUGCCCUUCAUUUGAUACUAGCAUUGAUAAUAUCAGUGAAAUGUGAUGGAUAUUGCAUCUGUAAAAUGUUAUUCCCACAUGUUUUCCUGUUCAAUAGGUACAGCACUUGCUGUACUGAAAUUGUAUGGUGGUCCUGAUGAGACUCAGCAUUUGUUGAAUUAUAAUGUAAAAAUGUGUAAUGUUUUGUUAAUUUUAAAAAUUCACAACAAUGCGUACUGCUGUGAGUUUCUAGAUUUCACAUAAACAUGUCCGUUUUCACGAUUUCAUAAGGAAUUUUCACAGUAUGUGUAAUUUUUCAGCAAUAAAAAUUGCUAAUAGAAUUAUGAAGUAUUUGAAAACUCAAGACUAAAUACCCUAUCAGAAGCAGUACAAAUAUAAAAUGAGACUGCCUGGUACAUUAAAGCACCUUAUAAAACGGAGCCACAUGUGUAAUACUUCUUCUCUCACCAGACAGAAUUUAGAUGGAUGUGUCUUGAAUCACUGUCACGGCUCCCUAUUUCUAGAGAUUGGAAUGUUAUAUAAUUAUGGAUAUUUGAGUGACUGUUGAAGGCACAGCUUGCACUUUCAUCACCUUAUAAUAUCCUGCCUUAAUUUGUUGAUGUUGUAGUUUUAUUCAAGGCCAAUGCAUUUUUGUCUUUUGUUCUACAGGAAACUUUCCAUUGUGUCAAUUAAAUGGCUUAGUCCUGCUUACUUUUUGAUUUUGGACCCAUAGUUUGAUUUAUGCUACAAUGAAUUAGAAGUAAAACUACAGUCUAACUCUGGAAAAUGCUAAAACCACAGAAAUGAUUUUAAUUCUGAUAGCUUUUGUCAAGGUUGAUCACUUGAUUAUGACAAAUAAAAUAUUUCCAAUCAAGUUUA